AUGUGUUAUUUCUGUGACUCCUCUCAGAACCUGGAGUCCAGACUGAAGGUCUUACUGCCGGACGAUGUCGGAGCUGCUCUAAUGGAUGGCGUUGUCCUGUGCCAUCUGGCCAAUCACAUUCGUCCUCGGUCGGUGGCCAGCAUCCAUGUACCCUCCCCAGCAGUGGUAAGUACCAGUUGAAAACCUGUUGUUUGAAAUCCCCAAAGCCGAAGCAAACCACCUGCCAAGAAGAAAAAAAAGCAAAUAAUAUUUAGAACAAAUAAGUAUCAUAUUUCUCUGCUUUUUUAUUUAUUCCAUGUAACUAUUGACCAACUCUGUUCCACAGCCAAAGCUUAGCAUGGCCAAGUGCCGCAGGAAUGUGGAGAACUUCCUGGAUGCCUGUAAGAAGCUGGGUGUGCCACAGGUAAACGCACAUCACCAAAUCACUACUGUCUAUCAUUGCCAUCAGUCCUCUCAGUCACCAGCAAGAGAUCUGAUACGCCUCCCUUAUCAGGAGAACAUCUGUUUGAGUCCUGAACCUAAUGUGGAAACCUCAAGAGGAUAGGUUGAACUUGAUUUUUGGUUUAUACAACUGCCUUGUUGUUGUCUUGCCAACAAUGUAUUUUAACAAAGAAAUAGACUGGCACCCAAACGUCAAUUCACUUGUACUGACCUGAAAGUGUUUUGAAAGGACCGGUGAUGACUGUCUGCUGUGUUUCUGCCCUGGCAGGACAAGCUGUGUUUGCCCCACCAUAUCCUAGAGGAGCGUGGGCUGGUGAAGGUGGGUAUGACCGUUCAGGCUCUACUGGAGCUGCCGGCCUCCAAGCCCACUCAGCUGUCUGCUGUCUAA
Coregonus sp. 'balchen' is the source of this 829-nucleotide messenger RNA. NCBI's taxonomy places the organism in Eukaryota, Metazoa, Chordata, Actinopteri, Salmoniformes, Salmonidae. The record is from the annotation of a GenBank genome assembly.